GCACCGAACGCCCCGCGCCCCGAGGCCCGUCGGCGUAGGGCGGCCGCGGGGCUGUGGCCCCCCAGGAACGCCGGAGGCAGGAUGGAUGAACAGAAGGUGCCCAGCGAGGAGAAGGACGCAGCCGCGCCAGCCGAUGGGGUCAUGGCCUCGGAGGAGAUGGGCAGCGCCGAGGGGGACCCCCUGAAACCCCCUGAAGGAGCCUCUGCGGGGCCAGAGCUGGAGAGCGUGGGCAUGGAGGAACCUCCCGAGGCUGGCAGCCCGCUGGGCCGCCGCUGUGCCCUCUGCAACUGUGGGGACUGGAGCCUACACGGGCAGCGGGAGCUGCAGCGCUUUGAGCCGGUGCCUGACUGGCCCGAGCGGCUGGUGGGCCACGAGCCCCCUGAUGGGCCCAGCCAGCCUCCCCCAGGGCCCAACCAGCUCCCCCCAGAGCCAGAGCUGGGGGGUGAUGGCCUGGCACAGAUUGGCUUCUCCGAGGGGGUGACCCCAGCGCAGCUCUUCGAGCCGACAGGGCACUGCUGGGUGCACCACUGGUGUGCGGCCUGGGCGACUGGUGCAGGGCCCGAGGUGGCCGGUGUGGCCAGAGCUGUUUUCUCAGGGAUCUCACAGAAAUGUGAACGCUGCGGGCGGGCGGGGGCCACCAUCCCGUGCCGGGCGGCCACCGGCUGCUCCCGCCUCUACCACUUGCCCUGCGCCGCCGCCAGCGGCUGCUUCCAGUCCAUGAAGACCCUGCGGCUGCUCUGCCCCGAGCACGUGGCUGAGGCCGUGGACAUGGAGGACGCGCGGUGCUCGGUGUGCGAUGGGCCGGGCGACCUGCGGGAUUUGGUGUUCUGCACCAGCUGCGGGCAGCACUUCCACGGGGCCUGCCUGGACAUCUCCUUGACGCCUCGCAAGCGCUCGGGCUGGCAGUGCCCUGAGUGCAAAGUGUGCCAAACCUGCAGGCAGCCUGGCCAGGACUCUGCCCUGCUGGUGUGCGAGGCGUGUGACAAGGGCUACCACCCCUCCUGCAUGGAGCCAGCCACCCAGGGCCCCCCCACCGGCUCUUGGAAGUGCAAGAACUGCUGGGUCUGCUCAGACUGCGGCCGGCACCCCGCCGGGCUCGACUCCACACCGGGGUCUGCGGUGUGCGGGGACUGCCAGCGAGGCCGUGCCACAGCCGAUGUCCCCACGGCGCCAGAACACUCACCACAGCCUGACCCGCCCGCCCAGAUGUCAGAGUCCCCCGUCCCCAGUGAGCCGACGGAUGCGCCCGUGCCCCCACCUGAGCUGGAGCCUGUGGGGGGUGAUGAGGAGACGCAGCCCCUCGUGGACCCCAAAGAGGCACCCCCAGACCCCAAAGAGGCACCCCCAGACCCCAAGGAGGCUCCCCCAGGCGAUGCUGAGUCUCCUCCUGUCGAGCUGGCCUCUGUGGAGGUGCCCCCCAGUGAGGAGGAACCCCCCGAAGAACUGCCCUCUGAUGAACUUCCCCUCGAUCAGCCGCCCCCCGAAACGCAGCCCUCUGACAUUCAGCCUCCUGAUGUGCAGCCCCCCGAGGAGCCCCCUCCUCUCAUGCUGCCCCCCGAGGAGCCUCCCUCUGAGGAGCUGCCCCUCGAGACACCAUCCCUUGCUGAGCUGCCCCCUGACAGACCCUCCCCCGAGGAGUUGCCCCCCAGUGAACCACCCCACAAUGAGCUGCCCCUUGACGUCCCUCCCCUUGCUGAGCUGCCCCCUGAGAAACCAGUGUUUGAAAAGUCACCCCCCCAUGAGCUGCCCCCCGAAGUAGUGCCCAUUGACAAAUCACCCCCUGAUGAGCUGCCCCUCAAUGGGUCGCCCCCCAAACCUCCCCUCGAUGAGCUGCCCCUUGAUGAAGCACCCCCCGAUGAAGCACCCCUUGAGGAGCUGCCCCCCGAGGAGCUGCCCCCCGAGGAGCUGCCCCAAGAUGAGCUGCCCCUCGAGGAGCCACCCCCCGACGAGCUGCUCCCCAAGGAGCCUCCUCCUCCUGAAGUUCUGCUCCCUGACAAGCUGAGCCCUGAAGAGCCCCCCCUUGUUGAGUUGCCCCCUGAAGAGCCGGUCCUCAGCGAGCUGCCCCUCGAGGAGGACCUGAAACCACCAGGUCUCCUCCCCGAGGUGACAGUGGCAGAGGAAGCGCCAGCCCUGGCUCCAGAGGUGCUCCCUGAGGAGGAGAUGGAGCUGGAGCCAGAGCCCUCGCUGCCCCCUGAGAUGACACCCCCACCCUCAGCUCCCCCAGCUCUCCGUGCCAUCUCACCUGCACGGACCCCAGCACCCUCCCCUGAUGCCAAGGAGGACGAGGUGCUCGAGCCCCCCACCCCAGCCUUGCCUGAGCCCCCCGGCAGCCCUGGCACCGCCAUGGACACCGACCCCCCUGGCUCCCCGCCGCCACCCCUGGGCUCCCCUGCUGUCACCCUGGCCCCCGCCAAGCCACCCGAGGAUGAGGAGAUGGAGAUGGCCGGUGGCGAGGGGGAGUCCCCAGCCAGCCCCCCUGGAGAUGCCCCCCACGGCAGCCCAGCCCCUGAGCUGGGGCCCUUCCCGGGCCUGCCUGAGGAGGAGGAAGAGGAGGAAGAAGAGGCGCCGAGGCUGGAGAGGGAGGGUACCAGUGGAAGCUCCCCGCCACUCAGCGAGGAGGAUGCGCUGGAAGAAGGCCAAGCCGGGGGGGACCCUGAAGUCAAGGGGUCUCCUUCGGGGUCCCCCCUGCUCCUGGAACAGGAGGAGCUGGGCCCUGAGACCCCCAUGGAGGUGUGCACUACCGGCGAGAAGCUGCUGGGGCACGGGGACGAGGGGUGCCCCGAGCCCCCCGCGCUGCGCCCACGGCCCGACAUCCUCAACGAGAUCUCCAACCUGAGCCAGGGGGACACGAGCAGCAGCUUCCCUGGCUCGGAGCCGCUGCUGGGGUCCCCAGACCCUGAGGGCGGGGGGUCACUGUCCCCUGAGCUGGGCCCGGCCUCGGCUGACGCCAGUCUGCAGAAGGAGGACACCGGGUCGCUGCCGCUGGGUGCUGAGACUGAUGACUCGCUGCUCUUCGAGCCAGCCGCCAAGGGUGACGGGGACAAGAGCCGGCGCCGCAGCUCCCCGGGGCGCUCCCGUGUCAAGCAGGGUCGCAGUAGCAGCUUCCCUGGGCGGAGGCGCCCCCGAGGUGGGUCCCACGGGGGCCGAGGCCGGGGCCGUGCGCGCCUGAAGUCGACCACCUCAUCUGUUGACACCUUAGCACUCGCUGACGUGGAGAGCUCGCCCAGCAAGGAGGAGGACGAGGACGAUGAUGAUACAAUGCAGAACACGGUUGUCCUCUUCUCCAACACUGACAAGUUUGUGCUCAUGCAGGACAUGUGCGUGGUGUGCGGCAGCUUCGGGCGUGGGGCCGAGGGGCACCUCCUCGCCUGCUCCCAGUGCUCCCAGUGCUACCACCCCUACUGUGUCAACAGCAAGAUCACCAAGGUGAUGCUGCUGAAGGGCUGGCGCUGCGUGGAGUGCAUCGUGUGCGAGGUGUGCGGCAAAGCCUCCGACCCCUCGCGCCUGCUGCUCUGCGACGACUGCGACAUCAGCUACCACACCUACUGCCUGGACCCGCCGCUGCAGACCGUGCCCAAGGGCGGCUGGAAGUGCAAGUGGUGCGUGUGCUGUGUGCAGUGCGGGGCUGCAUCCCCUGGCUUCCACUGCGAGUGGCAGAACAACUACACCCACUGCGCGCCCUGCGCCAGCCUCGUCGUCUGCCCCUUCUGCCGCGAGAAGUACGUGGAGGACGACCUGCUCAUCCAGUGCCGGCACUGCGAUCGGUGGUUGCACGCCGCGUGCGACAGCCUCUUCACUGAGGAGGAGGUGGAGCAGGCUGCGGAUGAAGGCUUUGACUGCAGCGCCUGCCAGCCCUAUGUGGUCAAACCCGUGCCCGCGCCAUCCGCAGAGAUGAUCAAAGCCAAGGAUCCAGAGCCCCAGUAUUUCCGCUUUGAGGGCGUGUGGCUGACGGAGACGGGGAUGGCCGUGCUGCGCAACCUGACCCUGUCACCCCUGCACAAGCGGCGGCAGCGCAAGGGCCGCCCGGGCACCCUCAACGGGGAUGGGGGGCUGGAGGGGGGUGACCCCCUGGGCCCUGAGGACAAGAAGGACGGUGACCUGGACACCGAAGAGCUGCUCAAAGCCGAGGUGGGUGUGGAGCACAUGGAGUGUGAGAUCAAGCUCGAGGCUCCGGCCAGCCCCGACCGUGAUGUUGGAGCUGAUGGGGACUCAGGGAAGGGGCUGGAGGACCCUGAAGAGUGCAAGAAGAGGAAGCGCAAACCAUACCGGCCUGGCAUCGGCGGGGUCAUGGUGCGGCAGCGCAAGUCCCACACGCGGCUCAAGAAGGUCUCAGCAGUGCUGCCAGACAUCACCAAGGUGAUGCUGCUGAAGGGCUGGCGCUGCGUGGAGUGCAUCGUGUGCGAGGUGUGCGGCAAAGCCUCCGACCCCUCGCGCCUGCUGCUCUGCGACGACUGCGACAUCAGCUACCACACCUACUGCCUGGACCCGCCGCUGCAGACCGUGCCCAAGGGCGGCUGGAAGUGCAAGUGGUGCGUGUGCUGUGUGCAGUGCGGGGCUGCAUCCCCUGGCUUCCACUGCGAGUGGCAGAACAACUACACCCACUGCGCGCCCUGCGCCAGCCUCGUCGUCUGCCCCUUCUGCCGCGAGAAGUACGUGGAGGACGACCUGCUCAUCCAGUGCCGGCACUGCGAUCGGUGGUUGCACGCCGCGUGCGACAGCCUCUUCACUGAGGAGGAGGUGGAGCAGGCUGCGGAUGAAGGCUUUGACUGCAGCGCCUGCCAGCCCUAUGUGGUCAAACCCGUGCCCGCGCCAUCCGCAGAGAUGAUCAAAGCCAAGGAUCCAGAGCCCCAGUAUUUCCGCUUUGAGGGCGUGUGGCUGACGGAGACGGGGAUGGCCGUGCUGCGCAACCUGACCCUGUCACCCCUGCACAAGCGGCGGCAGCGCAAGGGCCGCCCGGGCACCCUCAACGGGGAUGGGGGGCUGGAGGGGGGUGACCCCCUGGGCCCUGAGGACAAGAAGGACGGUGACCUGGACACCGAAGAGCUGCUCAAAGCCGAGGUGGGUGUGGAGCACAUGGAGUGUGAGAUCAAGCUCGAGGCUCCGGCCAGCCCCGACCGUGAUGUUGGAGCUGAUGGGGACUCAGGGAAGGGGCUGGAGGACCCUGAAGAGUGCAAGAAGAGGAAGCGCAAACCAUACCGGCCUGGCAUCGGCGGGUUCAUGGUGCGGCAGCGCAAGUCCCACACGCGGCUCAAGAAGGUCUCAGCAGUGCUGCCAGACGUGGGGCGUGAGGGGCUGAGCACCGAGGGACACCCUGAGGAUGGGGCUCCAGCUGAUGUCCCAGCCGAGGCUGGCCUGGAUCCAGGCUCAGGAGAGGGGGACGAGAAGAAAAAGCGCCGGGGACGGAAGAAGAGCAAGCUGGAGGACAUGUUCCCCCCGUACCUGCAGGAGGCAUUUUUUGGGAAAGCACUGAUGGAUCUGAGCCGGAAGGCGCUGCUGGCAGCAGGCGGGGUGGGGGACGCGGCUGCCCGCCCCUCCUUGGGCCAGGGUGCCCCAAGGCCCAAGGGGGACCUCAACCUCGCUGGGGCACUGCAGGGGAGUACCCCAGACAGGAGGGAGACCCCCACCCAUCCCCGAGGGGAUGACAGCACUGACGGCAGCGCCGCCGCUCCCGAUGACGAUGGCAAGGACGACGCGAAGGGCGAGGACCUGGGGGCCGACGAGCCGAAGGAUUCCCCAGACCGCGGGGACACUGAGAAACCAGCCACCCCGGGCGAGGGAGCGCUAAGCUCCGACCUCGACAAGAUCCCCACGGAAGAGCUGCCCAAGAUGGAGAGCAAAGAUGUGCAGCAGCUUUUCAAGGAUGUGCUGGGUUCAGCGGAGCGUGGGGAGCAGCCCCUCAACUGCGUGGCCGCGGGGAUGGAGGCCGGGCAGGACCCCAGCCGAGCACAGCGGCCGUUCCUGCAAGGAGACCUCCAGCUCUCGGGGCAGGGGAGCGUUUCCCUGGGCUCACUCUCCGGAUCCGUCUCCUUGGACUCGUACUCGGGGGUCUGCCAGUCGCCGUUCCUUGAUAACAGGGAGCGGAGUGGCUUCUUCAGCCCAGACCACUGCGAGCCCGAGAGCCCCUGGGCCAGCAGCUCGGCCGCCACCACCCCCUCGACCCCCACAACACCCACGACAGAGGGCGAGGGCGAUGGGCUGUCCUACAACCAGCGCAGUUUGCAGCGCUGGGAGAAGGAUGAGGAGCUGGGUGAGCUCUCCACCAUCUCCCCUGUCCUCUACGCCAACAUGAACUUCCCCAACCUCAAGCAGGAUUAUCCAGACUGGUCGAGCCGCUGCAAACAGAUCAUGAAGCUCUGGAGGAAAGUCCCUGCCACGGACAAAGCCCCAUAUUUGCAAAAGGCCAAAGAUAACCGGGCGGCUCAUCGCAUCAACAAGGUGCAGAAGCAGGCCGAGAGCCAGAUCAACAAGCAGACCAAAGGGGAGGGACUGCGCAAGCCUGAGAGGCCCUCGCUGCACCUGCGGAUCCCGGUGCCUCCAGGGGCACAGCCCGUCUACAUCAGCAGCCCCCCCGCCACCGGCGAGGGCUUCCUGAAGCCCCCAGCGGGUGCCGGAGGGGGACCGGAGUCUCCCAGCGAGCUCUUCCUCAAGCUCCCGCCCCAGUCCCCUGCCCAAGUGCCUUCGCACGAUCCCUACGGCGCGGCCCCCGCCUACACGCUGGAGCCCCGCUUCCCCUCGCCCCUGGGCCAGAGCCCCACGUCGGGUGCUGCCUUCCAGCCCUUCCCUGGCCAGCCCCAGCCCCUCACAGCCCCCCGUGCACCCCCUGACUUCCACCCCACCCCACCUGGCACCCCCCGGCACCAGCCUGGCACCCCUGACCCCUUCCUGAAGCCCCGCUGCCCCUCCUUGGACAACCUCUCGGUGCCAGGGAGUCCUGGGGCGCGGCCCCCUGAGGCCCUGCUCUCUCCCCUGCCUUUUGGGGAGCAGAAGAAGGGUCUGGAGGUGAAGAAGGAGGAUGGGGGAAGCCUGGGGGUCUGCUCGCCCGGCUACACUUCCGCCAUGGGCUACGGGGACUCCCCAGGUGCCCCGCACCUCUCGGCUGCGGAGCUGAAGGCGGCUGACGUCUUCAAAGCCCCCAUGACCCCACGGGUCUCUCAGGUAGAGCCGCAGAGCCCGGGGCUGGGGCACCGGCCCCCCGACCCCCAUCCCCUGGCCCCCUCGCCCCCCGGCCACCCUGAUCUCUACCGUCAGUCACCCUACCUGGACCCCUACUCACAGCCCCCGCUGACACCCCGGCUGCAGCCCUCCGAGGCCUGCUGCGCCCUCCCGCCCCGCUCCCUGCCCUCCGAACCCUUCUCCCGCAUCCCCGCCAGCCCCCAGUCCCAAUCCAGCUCCCAGUCCCCUCUGACCCCCCGCCCUCUGUCCAAUGAAGCCUUCUGCCAGUCCCCCGUCACCCCUCGCUUCCAAUCCCCGGAUCCCUACUCCCAGCCGCCCUCCCGGCCGCAGUCCCGGGACCCCUUCACCCCCCUGCACAAGCCCCCCCGUCCACAGAUGCCGGAGCCGGGGUUCAAGUCAGUGGGGGCGGCCGGUGGAGGUUUCGGGGGCGCCCCGGCAGGUGACCCCCAUGCCAAGGCACCGGCUGGGCCACAGCCGCCCUUCGCCCGCUCGCCUGGUGCCAGCGUGUUCCCGGGGAGCCAGCCCCCCAUGCGCUUCACCUUCCCCCCGGCCGUGUCGGAGCCGCUCAAGGGCUCCCCGUCCCACCAGCCCCAUGGGAUCAACAGCCAUUAUGGCUCUGGGAAGCCCCAGAGCUCGGCCUACGCCUCGUCCCCCAGCUUCCACCAGGCCAGCAGCCCGCUGGGCCCUGGCACUGCCGCCCCCGACUCGUACAGCCUGUCGCCCCUGCGGCCCCCAUCGGUGCUGCCGCCGCAGCCCUCGGCCCCCCCACAGCAGCAGGACCCUUCUGGAACCUUCCUGCCCCGCACUGCGCUGGCACUGACGGCUGACAAGAGGGAGGAGGUGGCUGCGGGGCUCUCAGCACCCCCAAACCGGGAGCUGGCAGAGCUGCCUGGUGGCCAGGACGGGGCUCUCGGCACCAUGAGCCAGUCGGAGCUGGAGAAGCAGCGGCAGCGCCAGCGGCUCCGGGAGCUGCUUAUCCGCCAGCAGAUCCAGCGGAACAGCCUUCGGCAGGAAAAGGAGAGCGCGGCUGCCGCCGCCUCCUCCUCGCCAGCCGGCUGGGCCCCGGAGGGCGGCGGGCAGAGCUUCGAGCUGAGCCGGGGCAUGGCCCCGUACCAGCCGGCACAGGACAAGGCUCUUCUCGGGACUCUGGCCACGGCAGCCGGCGCUGGGAAGCUGCCGGGCUCCGUCAUGGUGCAGGCAGCGUUUGCGCAGGACGAGCGGCUCUCCCGGCCCCCGCCGGCGGCCACGCCAGCCAUGCUGGACAUCAGCGGGCGGGCGGCAGUGGGGCCCCCCCAGGCCUUCUACCCCCGUGGGGUCUUUCCAUCGCCAUCCCCGCAGCAGCAGCAGCAGCACCUCUGGCAGCAGCAGCAGCAACAAGCGGCCGUGGCGGCCCUGCGGCUCCCUGUCACCUCCCGCUUCGCCCCCCCGGCCGCCGGGACCCCCAUGGGCAGCCUGGGCACCCGCCUGCCCACCCCUGCCGAGGCCGUGCCCCCCUCACCAGCUGCCCUGGGCGCUCCCUUCAUCGAGCUGAGACACAACGUGCAGAAGGGACCUGGGGGGGUCGUGGGGUCUCCCUUUGUCCCCCAGGCACCCCGGCCUCGCUUCUUCCUUCCUGGGGAGGAGGGCACCCCCCAGGCCCUGUGCACUCCCGUCAUGCCCAUGCAGGCGCUGCCAUCCCAGAAGGUUCCGGCACCGCUGCCGCCCGCGUCCCCGCAGGGAGCCGAGAUGGGCAACAGCCACCAGCAGCCCCACGCCAAGGCGGCACCGCCGCUGCCAGCCCCCACCCUGGAGCUGCAGCAGCACAUCCCCCCACGCCCGCUGUCCUCCGGUGCCACCCUCCGCCCCGAGGCUCCCAAGGAUGGCCCCGCUCUGGACCCUGCGCCGGCCCCAGGGAAGAGCCACCUGGGCCUGGAGGGAGGACGGCUGCCCUGCGAGGUGCCCGUGGAGCCUGACUUGGAUGACGACUUCGGCUCCCACAAGGACUUGGAAGAUGAUGAUGAUUUGGCCAACCUUAGCCUGGAUCCAGAUGUGGCCAAAGGGGACGAUGACUUGGACAACUUGGACAGUUUGGAGACAGCAGACCCCCACCUUGAUGACCUGCUGAAUGGCGAUGAGUUCGACCUGCUGGCUUACACUGAUCCCGAGCUGGACACGGGUGACAAGAAGGACAUCUUCAACGAGCACCUGCGCCUGGUCGAGUCGGCCAACGAGAAGGCUGAACGUGAGGCCCAGCUCAAGACAGAACCACCGGCGGCCACCUUGAAGCUCUCUGACCCUGGGGACAGCAAAGAUGUGACCCCAUCUGUGGAGGAUCAAGAGGUGCCCAAGGAAGGACUGGUGUCUGGGAUGGGCUUGGGACUCUCGGCCUGCCCCACGGGCACUGUGCUGGCCCCCGACCCGACUUUCAAGGCGCAGGGCGUGGAGGCGAAGGCCGGCUCGCUGCCCACCGAUGUCAAGCCCAAGCUGGAGGACGGCUGCCUGAAGACCUCACCCUGCCAGUUCACCACCACUGGUCCCGAGCGCCUCCCGGUGCCGGUCAAGUCAGAAGCACUGCAGGGCACGGAUAAAAUCUCUGCCUCCCUGGGGCUGAGCGUCAAACCUGGCCAGACCCUCCUGAGCUCCAGCACUGGCCCCACUCGCCUCAGCCUGACUCAGUUCUCCAACAGUGGCCACACUGGUGUUCCCAUGCUGGAGAAGGACCCCUACACUGGCCCUGGUCGUGGGCUGGCAACUGCCCAGCUGGGUGGCCAGAGCAACCCUUUGCUGGAGAAGUUUGAGCUGGACAGCGGAGCCUUGGGGCUGGGCAGUGCCCGGCACUCGCCGGCGGAUGACUUGGACAAGAUGGAGAGCUCGUUGGUGGCCAGCGAGCUGCCGCUGCUCAUCGAGGACCUCCUGGAGCAUGAAAAGAAAGAGCUGCAGAAGAAGCAACAGAUGUCGGCCCACCUGCCCCGUGGCACCCCCCACCUCCCAGCCCCAGGGCACCCCAUGCUGCACACAGGGGCAUCUGGGCAGCCUCCCGAGGGGCAGCCACCCCGUCUGGGCACCCCACAGACUCCCCUCCAGCUGGGGCUGGUGGCCCGGCCACCGCUGCUGCCACCGCAGCCCCCCCGGCUCAACGCACCCCAGCAGGGCCCAGCUCUGGCCUCCCACAUGGGCAUGGGCUCUGGGCAGCCCCACGUGCUGUCAUCCCCCCACGGGGUGCAGGUGGCCCUGGGGCAGCCGCAGCAGACCCAGCAGCAGGUGCUGGUGCAGAAGCCGAUGGCCGGGGUGCAGCCCCCCUCCCUGGGCCUGAAGCCCCCCCAGCUCGUCAUGCAACAGCAGUUGGCCAACAGCUUCUUCCCGGACACAGCAGACCUGGACAAGUUUGCGGCCGAGGACAUCAUGGACCCCAUUGCCAAGGCCAAGAUGGUGGCGCUGAAGGGCAUCAAGAAGGUGAUGGCUCAGGGCAGCAUCGGGGUGGCCCCAGGCAUGAACAGGCAACAGGUUUCCCUGCUGGCCCAGCGGCUCUCGGGGGGCCCAGCUGUCUCUGAGAUGCAGAACCACUUGCUUGCAGGGAGCGGGCAGGAGCGGAGCACAGACCCGACCCAGGCUCGCCCCAACCCACCCACCUUUGCACAGGGCGUCAUCAACGAGGCUGACCAGCGGCAGUACGAGGAGUGGCUGUUCCACACGCAGCAGCUGCUGCAGAUGCAGCUGAAGGUGCUGGAGGAGCAGAUCGGGGCGCACCGCAAGUCCCGCAAGGCGCUGUGUGCCAAGCAGCGCACGGCCAAGAAAGCCGGGCGGGAGUUCCCCGAGGCUGACGCCGAGAAGCUGAAGCUGGUGACGGAACAGCAGAGCAAGAUCCAGAAGCAGCUGGACCAGGUGCGGAAGCAGCAGAAGGAACACACCAACCUCAUGGCUGAGUAUCGCAACAAGCAGCAGCAGCACCAGCACCAGGCCUCGGCCGUGAUGGCCCUGAGCCCCUCGCAGAGCCCCCGCCUCAUGUCCAAGCUCCCGGGACAGCUCCUCUCGGCACACGGUGUGCAGCAGCCCGGGGGAGCCCUGGUGGGAGCGCAGGGCCUCGGGCAGCAGCCGGGGCAGCCUGGGGGGCUGCGCCUGCCCCAGAGCGGUGUGUCCAUGGCUGUGCAGCAGGGCCUGUCCUUCAUGGGGCAGCAGCCCGUGGGGAACGCCCCAGGACCUGGCUCCUCCGGCACCUUCUUCAGCGGGAACCCUGCUCUGCGUGGGCUGGCCGCUGACAGCCGCCUGAUGCAGGAGCGGCAGCUCCAGAGGAUGCAGCUGGCACAGAAACUGCAGCAGCAGAACAUGCUGGGACAGGUGUCACUGCAGCAGCAGCCAGGUGUGAUGGGACAGGCGGCAAUGCAACAGCCAGGUGUGAUGGGACAGGUGUCGCUGCAGCAGCCAGGUGUGAUGGGACAAGCCGCCAUGCAGCAGCAGGGCGUGAUGGGACAAACAUCAAUGCAGCAGCCGGGUGUGAUGGGACAGGCAGCCAUGCAGCAAUCAGGUGUGAUGGGACAGGCAUCCAUGCAGCAAUCAGGUGUGAUGGGACAGACGUCACUGCAGCAAUCAGGUGUCAUGGCACAAGCAUCAAUGCAGCAGCAGGGCGUGAUGGGUCAAACCUCCAUGCAGCAGCCAGGUGUGAUGGCACAGGCGUCGCUGCAGCAGCCAGGUGUGAUGGCACAGGCAUCCAUGCAGCAGCCAGGUGUGAUGGGACAGACGCCGAUGCAGCAGCAGGGUGUGAUGGGUCAGGCAUCCAUGCAACAGCCGGGUGUGAUGGGACAGAGCUCGAUGCAGCCACAGAGCAUCAUGGCCCAGACGUCCAUGCAGCAGCCAGGUGUGAUGGGACAAGCUUCAAUGCAACAGGCAGGUGUGCUGGCCCAGACAUCACUGCAGCAGCCAGGCAUGAUGGGCCAGGCAUCCAUGCAGCAGCCAGGUGUGCUGGGCCAGGCCCCAGUGCAGCCAACAGCUGUGCCAGGGCAGCCUGGCUUGCUGGGGCAGCAGCAGCAGCAGCCCGCAGCCCCACAGCCCGGCACAGGGGCUCAGCCCAUGGUGCCGAAGCAGCCGGGGCUGCUGGGCAGCCAGCAGAGCCUCCUAGUGCAGCAGCUCUCGCCCCAGCAGCAGCCAGGUGUGCUGGGCCACGCACCAGGGCUGCAGCACCAGCCUGUGCUGGGCCACCCCCCACCCCAGCGCCAGGUCGUCCUGGCUCCCCACCAGCAGCGGGUGCUGGGCUCGCCCCAGCUGACGCCGCAGACUCCGGGGAUGCUGAGCCACCGGCUCGUGCUAUCCCAGCAGCUGGGGCAGUCUCGGGCGCUGUUGGCCCCGCAGCAGCAGCAGCAGCAGCAGAACUCAGCGGCUGCCCAGCCAGGUCUCCUGGGGCUGGGCCAGGGACAGCCCUCGAUCCAGCACUUUCCGCAGCACGGGGCGGGGGGCCAGGCCCCCUCUGUGCUGCACCUGAGUCAGGGAAUGCAGCCGGCCCCGGCGGUCCUGGCUGCCAAGGACCAGCCCGCAGGGAUGGACGGCAGCGCCCUGCACGCUGAGGGCAGCGAGAGCGGGGGGCAGCUGCACGGGGAGCAGCAGGGAGCCCUCAACCCCCCGGGGCUGGGGGGCCCGGAGCCCCCGGCCUCCAAGCACCAGGCUGAGCUGGGGCAGGGCCAGCAGCUCCUCUUAACCUCCCCACAGCCAGGUGUCCUGCGGGCAGCCCCCGGGCAGCCGGGUGCCCUGCUCGCCCCGCCGCUGCAGAGCCCUGGGGCUGUUCACCCGGAGCUGUCCCAGCAGCACGGGGAAACGGCCGGGGUGGCGGAGCAACCGCUGGGCUGUGGGACAGGCCCAGCUCAGGCCAUGGUGCCGGCACCGCGGCCCCCGGAGCAGCCAGGCAAGGGGGUGGCAGGGGCCCUGCCAGGGCAGCCACAGCCCCCGCGGCUCCAGAGCCCCGUUCAGCACAAAGUAGGGCCGGCACCGGGCACGGCCGCUCUCCCCCCGGCUCUCCUGGGGCAGGUGCCGGGGCCGAUGAUGGGCCAGAUCCGGGCGCAGCUCCAGGGUGUCCUGGCCAAAAACCCGCAGCUGCGGCAUCUGACGCCGCAGCAGCAGCAGCAGCUCCAGGCCCUCCUGGUGCAGCGGCACCAGCAGAGCCUGCUGCAGCAGAACCAGGCGCUACGGACCCCUAGCCCAUUCCCCGGGCAGGCCCCGGACUACAGCUUGCCUGCUGCCCGCCAGCCCCCUCGUCCCAUGGGGUCUCUUUUCCAGCCCCGGCCCGGUGCCCCAGCAGAGGCACAGAGCAGCUCUGCCACCGAGCUGGGGCGGGCGCUGCCAGGGCAGCCCCCCCAGCAGCCCCUGGCUGAGCUGGUUCAGGCAGCUCUGGCUGCCCGUGGCCCCCAGCCCGGACUCAUUCGCCUCCCCACGCCACCAGCCCCCUCGCCCCUGGGCUGUGCCCCCCAGCACCUGGCCAGCCCUGAGCAGAACCCCCAAGAGCCAAAGAAGACGUCACCGGGAAUCCCGGCCUUGGCCCCCAGCCCGGCGGCACCCACAGAGCCAGGGCUGACUCCUACGCCGAGCGGUGCCCUCCCUGACCCAGCACACGGCCCCUGGGACCCCGAGGCGCCUGGGGUGGACCCAGCUGACCCUGGUGAGACCCACAUCAACGGGGCUGCGCCAGAGGGGGCCCCUGCGGCAGGCGAAGCUCCCCGGGUUUUGGUGAAGCAGGAGCCGAAGGAAGAGGCAGCGGCAGCGGCACAGUGUGAGGUGGAUGGAGAUGAGACAGCAAAACUGGACGCCAAUGGGGACCCUGGGGACAGCCAGGCCAACAGCCUGCUGGCCCCGGGUGGGCGCUCCGAGGCCGGGCACCUGCUGCUGCAGAAGCUACUGCGGGCCAAGAACGUGCAGCUGUCAGCGCAGAGCCCAGGCGAGCUCAACGGGCACUUGGAGAACCGGAGCGCUGGGACAGAGCCACGGCCGCAGUCACUGCUGCUGGGCCGGGAGGACCCCUCCAUUGCCAGGAAGCCGGCACCCACCAAGCCUAAGCGGGUGCAGAAAGGCAACGAGCGCAUCCCAGCGUCCCGCAAGAAGCUGCGGAAGGACGAGGGGCUGCGUCCUGGUGAGGCCCUCAUGAAGCAGCUGAAGCAGGAGCUGUCACUGCUGCCGCUGACGGAGCCGACCAUCAUGGCCAACUUCAGCCUGUUCGCGCCCUUCGGCAGCAGCCCCAUCAACGGGAAGAGCCAGCUGCGGGGCGCCUUCGGCAGUGCUGUGCUCGACAGUGUCCCUGACUACUACUCCCAGCUGCUCACCAAGAACAACCUCAGCAACCCACCCACGCCACCCUCCUCGCUGCCCCCCACACCCCCUCCCUCCGUGCAGCAGAAGAUGGUGAAUGGUGUCACGGCCCCUGAAGAGCUGGGGGAGCAGCCCAAGGACGCCGACCCAGCCCGCGAGCCCCACGGCCAGAAAGGUGAGCCUGGCUGGCACAGGGGUGGCACAGAAUCCCUGCUGCCACCUGUCACUCCCCCCCAUGACACCCAUCGCUUCUCUGGAGAUGCACCAGCUGUGGAGGUGAAGAGCCUGGACCUGCUGGCAGCACUGCCCACCCCUCCUCACAACCAGACUGAGGAUGUCAGGAUGGAGAGUGACGAUGAGAGCGACUCCCCCGACAGCAUCGUCCCUGCUUCAUCCCCCGAGAGCGUCCUGGGCGAGGAGCUGCUCCGCUUCCCGCUUCUCAGCGAGGCCAAGCCAGAGCUGGAGGAGCGUGUGCUGUCCCCCAUCAUCCCCAUCAUCCCCCGGGCCAGUAUCCCAGUGUUCCCCGACACAAAACCCUAUGAGGUCGCAGAGCCCUUUGGGGCUCCACCAGGGAAGGUGGGGUCAGCAGGCCCUGGAGCCCCAUGGGAGAAGGGCAAGAGCAGCGAGGUCUCCGUCAUGCUGACGGUGUCUGCAGCAGCUGCCAAGAACCUCAACGGGGUGAUGGUGGCCAUGGCCGAGCUGCUGAGCAUGAAGAUCCCCAGCUCCUACGAGGUGCUGUUCCCCGACGGCCCUGUGCGAGCAGCUGUGGUCGAGGCCAAGAAGGUGGAGAAUGAUAUGGCCGGAAUGCUCGGAGGGAAGGAGAAGGCGCUGGCUGGGAAGGUGCCGGACAGCAGCUCUGAGUGGCUGAAGCAGUUCGAUGCGGUGCUGCCAGGGUACAGCCUCAAGGGCGAGCUGGACCUCCUGACGCUGCUCAGACAGGAGAGCCCUGCUCCUGAGAAGACCCUUCACCACUGCUACGUCAACAACGUCUCCAACCUGGACGUGCGGCAGCUCUCUGUCCUGCCCCAGGAGCCCUCGCCCCCGCUGUCCCCCUCCGUCCCCUCCCCAUCCAGCCCCGCUGAGCCCACCAGGGUCCCCGACCCCGAGGCGUCCCACGAGGCAGCCCCAGCCCCAAUGUCACCGCUGCCGCCAGCCCCCUCGCCAGCCCCCCAGGAGGAAGGGGCCGCAGCCGCCCACUCCCCGCCCCGUUUCAAGCCGCGCUCGCGGCCUCCGGAGGACGGGGACGAGGCGAGGCCGCGGCUGAAGAAGUGGAAGGGGGUGCGCUGGAAACGGCUGCGCUUCCUCGUCACCAUCCAGAAGGGAGGGGCCAAGCGUGACGGCGACAAGGAGAUCGCAGAGUUCAUCGACAAGCUGGGCACCACGCUGCGCCCCGAGAAGGUGCCGCAGGACCUGCGCAAGUGCUGCUUCUGUCACGAGGAGGGCGACGGGGCCACGGACGGGCCAGCCCGCCUGCUCAACCUUGACCUCGACCUCUGGGUCCACCUGAACUGCGCCCUGUGGUCCACGGAGGUGUAUGAGACUCAGGGAGGGGCCCUGAUCAACGUGGAGGUGGCCCUGCACCGCGGGCUCCUCACCAAGUGCUCCCUGUGCCAGAAAACCGGUGCCACCAACAGCUGCAACCGCAUCCGCUGCCCCAGCGUGUACCACUUCGCCUGCGCCAUCCGCGCCAAGUGCAUGUUCUUCAAGGACAAAACCAUGCUGUGUCCCCUGCACAAGCUGAAGGGGCCCUGCGAGCAGGAGCUCAGCAGCUUCACCGUGUUCCGCCGCGUCUACAUCGAGCGGGACGAGGUGAAGCAGAUCGCCAGCAUCAUCCAGCGCGGGGAGCGGCUCCACAUGUUCCGCGUGGGCGGCUUGGUCUUCCACGCCAUCGGGCAGCUGCUGCCACACCAGAUGGCCGAUUUCCACAGCGUCACGGCCCUCUACCCCGUGGGCUACGAGGCCACGCGCAUCUACUGGAGUCUGCGGACCAACAACCGCCGCUGCUGCUACCGCUGCACCAUCUGCGAGAACAACGGGCGCCCAGAGUUCGUCGUGCAGGUCAUCGAGCAGGGCCUGGAGGAUCUUGUCUUCUCUGACUCCUCGCCACAAGCUGUCUGGAACCGGAUCAUCGAGCCAGUGGCGAUGAUGAGGAAGGAGGCCGACAUGCUGCGACUCUUCCCCGAGUACCUGAAGGGCGAGGAGCUCUUUGGCCUCACGGUGCACGCGGUGCUGCGCAUCGCGGAGUCGCUGCCGGGCGUCGAGAGCUGCCAGAACUACCUGUUCCGCUAUGGGCGCCAUCCUCUGAUGGAGCUGCCGUUGAUGAUCAAUCCCACCGGCUGCGCCCGCUCCGAGCCCAAGAUCCUCACCCACUACAAGCGGCCGCACACCCUGAACAGCACAAGCAUGUCCAAGGCCUACCAGAGCACAUUCACGGGCGAGACCAACACGCCCUACAGCAAGCAGUUUGUGCACUCCAAGUCCUCCCAGUACCGGCGCCUGAAGACGGAGUGGAAGAACAACGUGUACCUGGCGCGGUCCCGCAUCCAGGGGCUGGGGCUCUACGCGGCCAAGGACAUCGAGAAGCACACGAUGGUCAUCGAGUACAUCGGCACCAUCAUCCGUAACGAGGUGGCCAACCGGCGGGAGAAGAUCUAUGAGGAGCAGAACCGCGGCAUUUACAUGUUCCGCAUCAACAACGAGCACGUCAUUGACGCUACGCUGACGGGGGGCCCGGCCAGGUACAUCAACCACUCGUGUGCCCCGAACUGUGUGGCCGAAGUCGUGACCUUCGACAAGGAGGACAAGAUCAUCAUCAUCUCCAGCCGGCGCAUCCCCAAGGGGGAGGAGCUCACCUACGACUACCAGUUCGACUUUGAGGACGAUCAGCACAAGAUCCCCUGCCACUGUGGAGCUUGGAAUUGCAGGAAGUGGAUGAACUAACUGGGAAACAGGAGCUGGGGGCUGCCACCCCCGCCUCAGAGACCUCGCCGAGCCCCCCAGGGCUGCAGGAGGUGCCAGGGGCGGCCGGGCACUGAGGGAGAGCAGCGGCUGCAGCGCUGCCGGCCCUGCCCGAGCGGGACGGACGGACAGAUGAACUGGCAACUCAGGGUUUUCUUUGCUUCGUCCUGCGAGGAAAAAAAAAAAACAAAAAACAAAAAGGAGUGGGGGGGCUCAGAAAUGCCCCCUUCACCACCCCCUGCCUGCAUCCCUUGUGGGGGAGCCACAGGGGAGCAGCGCCAGGCCCGACGUGGCCGGAGCGAUUGUGCGGAGCCGGUCUGGAUAUAACGAUUAUUUUAUUUUAUUUUAUUUUAUUUUUUGUUUCUUUUUUUUUUUUUCUUUUUUUUUUCUUUUUUUUUUUUAGAAACUAAAAAAAAUUGCUCGCUAAUUACCAAGGUAACACAGACUCCUUGAGCUCGACAAUCCGGGCUCUGCCCCGCCGGCGUGGCGGCCAGAGCUCGCUCGGUUCCUUUGAUCUCUUUUUGUUUGUGCGUGUGGACGAGACCCCGGAGCGGCGGCGGGAUGCAGCCAAGACCCCGACAGACACAAGGAGCUUCUGCACCCAAACCUACCUCAUUUUAAGUGUUAGAUUUGUUUCUUUUUAUUUGUUGUUGUUUUUAAAUGUGAGCCCCCCUCCAUCCCAACCUGCCCCCCACCCCCCCAAGGGGGGGAUCUUUCCCUCUCCCUUGGGCUCCAGAGGUUGUGGCUUCCCCGUGUCCCCCUCCUCAGGUGUGGCCCUUCCUCAGGACCCCUUGAAGGGGGGACACGGGGACGCCCCCUCCUCAUCCCCCCCCCUCAGGAGGUCCCAGCCGUGUGCCGUGCCAAGGUGUGAGGUGGGGAUGGGGAGGGGAGGGGGGGUCAGACCCACUCCCCGAGCUCU
Messenger RNA from Pseudopodoces humilis (Tibetan ground-tit), 18313 nucleotides. NCBI's taxonomy places the organism in Eukaryota, Metazoa, Chordata, Aves, Passeriformes, Paridae. The record is from RefSeq and is a predicted model, not a curated record.